This is a messenger RNA of Callithrix jacchus (white-tufted-ear marmoset), 2729 nucleotides long. RefSeq names its product inositol hexakisphosphate kinase 3 (gene IP6K3). Gene Ontology annotation, molecular function: inositol hexakisphosphate kinase activity. The record is from RefSeq and is a predicted model, not a curated record. NCBI's taxonomy places the organism in Eukaryota, Metazoa, Chordata, Mammalia, Primates, Cebidae. Gene Ontology annotation, cellular component: nucleus; cytoplasm. Gene Ontology annotation, biological process: inositol phosphate biosynthetic process; phosphatidylinositol phosphate biosynthetic process.
AGCAGCAGAACAUCCAGCUGACAGCUGGACAUGCCAGUCCCCUCCAGCCCUUCCCCAGAGGGUCAGGUGACCCUUCCCUUCCCAGAAGGAAGACCUCACGCACUAGGGCUCUGGCGGACAGUGAAUGCUCCACGCUGGGACGGGCCCUUGCUGAUGCCUGUACAUGGUGGGCACUGAGAGACAAGAUUCCCGAGCUGUGCCUUACACACUCUCCACGACCUCGGAGGAGGCUCUGAGGCCCCCACUGAGAACCCACAGACAGGACAGCUGUGCGAUGACAGCGAUAAAGGCCAAGAAGGAGAAAGUUGAGGACCGCUGACAGCCUCGCGUGCUGUCAGGAGCCACCCCUCUACUUCACACCUUCCUCUAGCAGACUGUGCGGCAACCCCCACCCCACCACCGUGUGUCACCAUGGUUGUGCAAAACAGCGCAGAUGCCGGGGACAUGAGGGUGGGUGUGCAGCUAGAGCCCUUCCUGCACCAGGUUGGGGGUCACCUGAGCGUGAUGAAGUAUGACGACGACACGGUGUGCAAGCCCCUCAUCUCCCGGGAGCAGAGCUUCUACGAGUCCCUGCCGCUGGCCAUGAAGCAGUUCACCCCACAGUACAAAGGCACCGUCACUGUGCACCUCUGGAAAGACAGCACAGGCCAUCUCAGCUUGGUUGCCAACCCACUGAAGGAGAACCAGGAGCCCUUCAAGGUCUCCACAGAGUCGGCGGCAGUAGCCAUCUGGCAGACCCUCCAGCAGACCACCGGCAGCAGUGGCAGCGCCCGCGCCCUUGCCCAGUGGCCACAUGCCCAGAUGGCACGCUCACCCAAAGAGAGCCCAGCCAAGGCUCUCCUGAGGUCCGAGCCCCAGCUCAGCACUCCAGACUUCUUGCUGGUGGAAGACACUAACAGGAACCAGGUGGAGAAGAAGAGCUUCAACCCAUGGGGCCUGCACUGCCACCAGGCCCACCUGACUCGCCUGUGCUCCGAGUACCCGGAGAACAAACGACAUCGGUUCUUGUUGCUGGAAAAUGUAGUGUCACAGUACACGCACCCCUGCGUCCUGGAUCUGAAGAUGGGGACCCGGCAGCACGGCGAUGACGCGUCCGAGGAGAAGAAGGCCCGCCACAUGCAGAAGUGUGCACAGAGCACCUCAGCCUGCCUUGGUGUGCGCAUCUGCGGCAUGCAGGUUUAUCAAACCGAUAAGAAGCACUUUCUCUGCAAAGACAAGUACUAUGGAAGAAAACUCUCAGUGGAGGGGUUCAGACAAGCCCUCUGUCAGUUCCUGCAUAAUGGAACCCACCUCCGGAGGGAACUUCUGGAGCCCAUCCUGCGCCAGCUCCAGGCCCUCCUCUUGGUCAUUAGGAGCCAGAGUUCAUACCGCUUCUACUCCAGCUCUCUCCUCAUCAUCUAUGAUGGGCAGGAAGCGCCAGAAAGAGCCCCAGGCAGCCCGCACCCUCGGGAUGCUCCCCAGGCGGCCCACGGCAGCUCUCCAGGUGGCCUCACCAAGGUUGACAUCCGCAUGAUUGACUUUGCUCACACGACGUACAAGGGCUCCUGGAAUGACCACACCACCUACGAUGGACCAGACUUGGGCUAUAUUUUUGGCCUGGAAAACCUCAUCAGGAUCCUGCAGGAUAUCCAAGAGGGAGAAUGAAACCUCCUGGGCUUACCCGGAUUUUUCUGGGCUGUAGAUCUCCAAAAGGGACCUCUUGGUUGCUAGGGUAGUCCAGACACCCCUCCGAUGUUUUCAUAAUAGUCCUAUCUACCUUCAAAGCCAUCUCUAUAUAUGGCAGACUAUAUUAACAGCUGCUGAACAAAUCAGCUCUGGAGGUGAUUGCGCAUCCCCCGGGCACCGUGCUCCAAUGGUGCUCAUCGGAGAAUGGACAGCCAGGAUAAGGCGGCACCUUCUGGAGGACACUGGAGGGGGCAGCCCAAGUUAGAGGCCAGCAUUGCUGUGACAUUCUGGAGUAUCUGCAUCUAAAAAUGUUUACUUGUUCUCAUGCUGCAGUCGGCACAAGCUGUGAGGCAGAAAACGUGACUUGAAGAAGCCUUGAAGAGUGAGUUCAGGAGUUCAUGGUUUUUCUCCUUGUACUGGCUGCCCCCUCCAAGGGCAGGCAGAGCUCAUGAAAGCCUCUUAUCUUCAUAAGCAGAGUUUUAGGUGAGACAGGAUGAGCAGAACAGAUCUGCCCAUCUCACCUGCUCUGCACCCAGCUUCUAAGUGGACAAGGCCAAGCCCAGGCACAAGCUCUGGCGAAGCGAGGCCUCCGAUUCUCCAUUUUUGCCCGUGGAGAGGAGGGUCCCUUUACAGACUUUUUUUUUUCCCCAAAAAAUCUCCAAAAAUGAGAAAUCUCUUAACAGACUUUGGAGUUCCCAUUGGAAGUGAUGAUUCCGUCACAUACUGACCAUGAGACGCUGCUUGCAGUGGGGGUAGAAUGCACAUAAGGAGGGACCACUGAUGUCCAGCUCUACUCUCUGCUUUCUAUUUAUUUAUUUUGGGGGUAAGCUGGGGAGUCAGAAGAACCUGGAGGACUGAGGAAACCAGGGGCAACGUUUACAAGACUGGUGGACAAGUGUAAAUAUGGAGUAAGAACAAACAGUUCUAAUUAAUUCCUUCUUCUGCAGUAUGGAAUCCUAUUACAAUGCCCUUGAGUCAAGCACUGAGAUACGUUAUCCAAUUAGGAAAAUAAAUUUGUUAAUAAAAUUGCUGAGGUCACCAGUGAUUACUGGCGUGCCUUAUUA